Plasmodium fragile is the source of this 2886-nucleotide messenger RNA. RefSeq lists its product as uncharacterized. Gene Ontology annotation, molecular function: ATP binding; single-stranded DNA binding; single-stranded DNA helicase activity. Gene Ontology annotation, biological process: DNA strand elongation involved in DNA replication; double-strand break repair via break-induced replication; mitotic DNA replication initiation. Gene Ontology annotation, cellular component: nucleus; MCM complex. Bases 1 to 2886 code for a protein of 961 amino acids. The transcript is spliced from 2 exons. Lineage: Eukaryota; Apicomplexa; Aconoidasida; Haemosporida; Plasmodiidae. The record is from RefSeq and is a predicted model, not a curated record.
AUGGAUCGAAUGAGCCUAGAAAAUAACAAUACGCCGAUGGCAAGGUCGGACUACCAUACGAUGAAUUCUGAAUUGAACUACACGUUGAUGGACUCGUCCAUAAACCAUUCGUCAAUUCUGGACAGUUCUAUGCGGAUUGAAAAAGACAACAAAGAAAGGAGAUUACAAAAGUUAAAUGAAAAUAUCAUAAGUGAAUACGAAUCGGGUAGACAAAGCGUAGUUUUCACACAACAGAAGUAUAAGCAGCUGCUCGAUGGAUUCCUGCUAUUUGUUCAGACAAAUAAAUACAUCCAUCAGAAGAUAACAGAACUGAGAGCAGAAGCAACGGACGAAUAUAACAGAAUGCAAGAUAAAAACAUCCCUAACAUAAUCAUCCACCAACGAUUAAUUUGUAACAUCAACAAUUUUCAAACGGGCAAUGAUGAAUUUGAAUUACUUGGCAAGUGUUUAAUAAAAGAACCUUAUUUGGCUCUUCCAGCUUACCAGGCAGCAAUCAAAGAGUUGUGGAAAUCGCAUGAUAGCAAAAUAGAUAUUGAUGCCCCCAAAAUUGGUAUUUGCGGUUGGCUAGGUAGACACCAUGUGACGCCAAGAGGAUUACAAAGCUCGAUGAUUAACAAGCUAGUGGCAGUAGAAGGAGUGGUUAACAAAUGUUCCACUGUCCAACCCAAACUCGUCCAGUCAGUGUACAUAGGAGAAGCAGUGCAUGACAUCAAUGCUGAUAUUCGAAGCGACGAAAAAACUGUCCAUUUGAGACCCCAUUAUGAUAUUACCGAUUUUGAUAAAACAGCAAAAGAUUCGGGAAGACCACCUGUUUCAGAUCCUGAGGGGAAAAUUAUGCAUAGACACGAAAUAGGAUUGUGCAAAUAUAAAAAUCACCAAAAAUUUGUCAUACAGGAAACUCCAGAAGAUGCUCCAACAGGACAGAUGCCUAGAUGGGUAGAAGUAAUCGUAGAAGACGACCUAUGUGAUAUUGUCAAGUGUGGAGAUAGAGUAAGAGUUUGGGGGGUCUAUCGAGCUAGUUGUGGACAAGCUAACAGCACAAACAGUGGCUUAGGAAGAUCCUUUCUAAUUGCAAACAACGUGCUGAUCAAAAAUAAAGAAACAUAUGAUACCAAUUUGUUCAUAUCAGAAGCGGAUAAAAAAAAUUUCCACGCUUUUGCUAAGAAGGAAAAUACAAUAGAUGUACUGGGCUACUCCUUUGCCCCAUCUAUAUGUGGUCAAGACAUUGUAAAAAAAGGGAUUGUUUUAAUGUUAGCUGGUGGAACAGAGCGCGCAUUGCCAUCUCAUCACAUCAGAGGAGACAUACACAUUAUGCUGGUAGGUGAUCCAAGUUGUGGAAAAUCGCAGUUGUUACGCUACGUCAUGAGUAUCAUGCCAGGAACUGUUUCGGCCACAGGAAGGGGAUCAUCAGGAGUUGGAUUAACAGCUGCUAUCGUUACGGAUCAAGAUACCGGCGAGAGAGUAGUCGAAGGAGGUGCUAUGGUUAUGGGAGACAGAAGAGUUGUAUGCAUUGACGAAUUUGAUAAAAUGCAACACACAGAUAGAGUAGCAAUUCACGAAGUUAUGGAACAACAAACUGUUACCGUUGCCAAGGCAGGAAUUCAUACCACACUAAAUGCAAGAUGUACAGUAUUAGCAGCUGCCAAUCCAUUGUAUGGGUGCUGGAAUGAUACACUCGAUAUGGGUCAACAGUUGCAAUUUGAGCCAUCCCUACUCUCCCGUUUUGACCUCAUCUUUCUAGUAAGAGAUAGUGCCACUGAAAAAGACGAUGAACGAAUUGCAGAUUCAGUUUUGCGAAAUGUCACAGAAAAGGCAAAACCAAUUAUGAGCGAAAACAGAAAUAAUCACAAAAAUUUUGUCAUUCAAGCAGAUAGCUACGAUAUUAACCCUAAGGCACAACACAUUAGUGUGUACAACGAGAGAGAAGUAAAUAAAAAUAAUGACAACAAUCAAGAAAAUGAAGAAUACGAAACACCAAUUUUUGCCAACAGAGAUGAAAUGAUCUAUUAUGAUAAAAAUGGAAUUGAACAUGAAAUUUUAACUGUCCCAUUUUUUAAAAAAUAUUUGCAUUAUGUUAAAAAUAUUUUCUAUCAAGAAAAGCAGAGAACUGAUGGAUGGAAACCAUACCCAGAGGUCAGUGACGAAGCAUGUGAAGUUAUUACCGAGUUGUAUGCAGAUUUGAGAGAAAAAGCAGCCAAAUAUUCACACAACAAAAUUAUCCAGGGGGUUACUCCCAGAACCUUGGAAGCCAUCAUUCGAAUCGCCUCAUCACAUGCUAAAUUGAAAUUGAACAGAUAUGUCACAAGUGUGGAUGUCAAUUAUGCUAAGAAACUUCUAAUGUACACCCUCUUUGGGGAGGAAAUUCACGACCUUGAGGAGCAAGAGCAGGACGAUAUCGAUGAGGAGGACGAAGAAGCAUAUGGAGAAGAAGACGGAGCUUAUGAUGAGGAUGAUGAUGAUGAUGAGGAAGUUAUUAAACUUUUCAAAAAGGGACACAAAUCAACUAAAAAGAAAGCAACAAAGAAGAGAAAGGGACAAAAGAAUGAAACAGCAAAUAAAAAGAAAAAGAGAAAAGGUGCAACGCAGGAUAACGAUGGAGAAACGUUUAUGAUAGACGAUGCCCAGAAGGCAAGUGAUAAGUCAUCACCCUUGGAUGUUAAAGAAAUAGAACGUCUCAUCGUAGAAAACGUCACCCUGAAUGACCCCGGAGAUGGCCUGCGAGACGAGGAGCUCUUGGACUUGAUCAUCCUUGGGAACAAGCACAAAAUGCCCCAACUGGCAAAACUGGACAUCAGCACAUUGCGCAAAAUUAUCAACUCGCUGAACGAAAUGGACGGGGCGCCAAUUUACUACGUGAAGAAGGACAAAAUUGUGUACAAGUGUUGA